GAGCUUUGUCUGUUUUCAGCCUUGAUUUCAGUCAUGUCUGGUCGUGGCAAGCAAGGAGGCAAGGCCCGCGCCAAGGCCAAGUCUCGCUCUUCCCGCGCCGGCCUCCAGUUCCCGGUGGGUCGGGUGCACCGCCUGCUGCGCAAAGGCAACUACGCCGAGAGGGUGGGCGCCGGCGCGCCGGUGUACAUGGCGGCGGUGCUGGAGUACCUGACCGCCGAGAUCCUGGAGCUGGCCGGCAACGCGGCCCGAGACAACAAGAAGACGCGCAUCAUCCCUCGUCACCUGCAGCUGGCCAUCCGCAACGACGAGGAGCUGAACAAGCUGCUGGGCAAAGUCACCAUCGCCCAGGGCGGCGUGUUGCCCAACAUCCAGGCCGUUCUUUUACCAAAGAAAACCGAAAGCCACAAAGCCAAAAGCAAAUGAACCCAGACAAA
Molecule: messenger RNA, 434 nt
Organism: Carlito syrichta (Philippine tarsier)
Lineage: Eukaryota; Metazoa; Chordata; Mammalia; Primates; Tarsiidae
Product: histone H2A type 2-C
Exons: 1
Coding region: 34-423 (129 amino acids)
Cellular component (GO): nucleosome
Molecular function (GO): protein heterodimerization activity; DNA binding; structural constituent of chromatin
Source: RefSeq, a predicted model, not a curated record